Molecule: messenger RNA, 1830 nt
Organism: Spodoptera littoralis (African cotton leafworm)
Lineage: Eukaryota; Metazoa; Arthropoda; Insecta; Lepidoptera; Noctuidae
Source: the annotation of a GenBank genome assembly
AUGUUUGUGCUGGUGGUUCUAGCAGUGGUGACAUCCACCGUCACUGCUCUGCAGGUUACUGAUGAAGAGUACUACGAGCUGCCGAGGCUGUUCCACCUGGACAACUGGGAGGAGUGCGCGGCGAAAGGGGGGAUGUACUGCCUCGGGACAUUCGACCUCAUGCCUUACCAGAACGACCGGCUCUACAACGUUAUACAGCACGUGUCUGCCGACAGAUACCGGUUCAACCACACACGCAUACACCGAGGGCUGUGCUUACCAUCAUCAUGUGUUCACUUCCACGAUCCUUCUCCAAGAGCACAAUUCAGCGCAUGCGUGAACAAAGUGACACGUGACCAGUACGGCUUGGAGACUAACCUGACGCAGCUGCAGUACUGCAGGACAGCUGGAGAUACGCGCUCGUUGGACCAGUGGGACCUCACCUUCUUGUACGUGGCAGGCAUGCUCCUGCUGGCCAAUGUCGUGGGCACGGUGUACCAUCUGAUGGCAAGCAAGGAUGGCACUUUGAUCAAGCAGCUAAUGGCCUGGUCAGUGGUGGAUAACUGGCGACGGCUGACGGCAGACCAUAGCGAAGGAGGGGAUACCAGGCUGUCAGCUCUGAAGCCUAUACAAGGGAUGAAAGUGCUGACGCUGGUGCUGGUGAUGCUGGCUCACUCAGUUCUGGCAUAUCAUCUCACAUACCUGUACAAUCCGCGGUUCUUCGAGAAAAGCAGUCACCACAUCCUGUCUGCAUACCUGCAGAAUGGCACAUCCAUAGUGCAGACCUUCAUCAUGGUGUCCAGUUUCCUGCUGGCGUACAACUUGCUCCACCACGUCUCUGAUAACCCGAAGAAGCAGCUCUCCAUGAAAAUGUUCCCACGAUGCUUGCUGCACAGGAUUGCCAGAAUAUCUCCUUUGUACGUGUUCGUGUUGGGUUUGGCUACAACCUGGUGGGCACACGCUGGCGACGGGCCCCUUUGGACCCCAAUGGUGAGAGAUGAGGCGACCCACUGCAGAGACAAAUGGUGGGCCCAAGUGCUGUUUGUCAAUAACUUUAUAAAACCAGACGACCGGUGUCUCAUACACACGUGGUUUCUCGCCGUAGACAUGCAACUGUACAUCAUCUGCGCAGUGUUCACGCUGCUGCUGGGUAGACGGCCACGAGUGGCAGUCAAGAUCCUGGCUGUCUGUAUUUUCGGGUCAAUGUUGAUGAACUUUGCGAUAAUAUACAACUGGAAACUGAAGCCAAUGGUACUGCUUAUGAUUCCAGAGUUGAUGAGGACACAGUUCCCCGGGGAGCGUUCGUUUACUUGGCUGUACUCCGCACCUUGGGACAGUCUACCUUCAGCACUAAUCGGGCUACUGGCGGCCUUCUUACAUUACUGUCAUCACGAAGAGGGAUACCAACCAGCACAGAGUAGGUGCAUAAGAAUACUAUAUCGUCUGUCAGUCCCGAGCAUGUUUUUGUGGGUCGUUGGAGGGUACUGGAUGAAGGGUGUGACUCAUCCCUUGGUAGUGACUCUGUACGCAACCAUAGACAGGCCGGUUUUCUUGACCCUGACGACCUUUGCAAUGUACGGAUUCAUUAACAGAAUUGAUAGUGUCUGGUGGAAGUUCCUAUCGUGGCGCGGUUGGGAGAUCCUGGGACGUAUGUCUCUGUCCAUCUACCUCAUCCACUGGCUCAUCGCUCUCAUGCUACUAGCACAGCGCACCAACACUAACAGAGCUGCUGUUUUUGAUAUUGGGUGCCACUGGCUGGGCACAAUAUUCCUGAGUUACUGCGCUGCUGUACCUUUGCACUUACUCGUCGAACUGCCAGCUAUGAGGUUCCUUCAAUCCUUGGCCAUGUAA